UGUGGCGUUAGGGAUUUGUGCGACAUCCGAUGGCGUUUGGGAUUUAAUAAGCUGUCAGCCAAUAAUUGGGUCGUCGUCAAAAUUUCUAUUAGAAUCGUUUCUAUUCCUACAUAUUUUGGCCGAAAAAUCAAAUGAAGCUGUUACGCUGAGGACGUAGCUGCACCAAACCCGCACCGAACUGCCAGCAGCAGAGGGCCUGGCCCCCGAAAACAAUAGAAAUCCCAAAAUCGCAACUGGACUGAACUGGGCAGGAUGUCGAACCUAUCCGUGGGCCAGAUCAUAAUGGAUGCGCAACGCAUGGCCAGUCGGGUGAAGGACCUGGACGCCCUGGGCACGGCGCUGCUCGAGGAGGCGGAGAACAACAAUCGGCUGGUGGAGAGCCUUCGCCAGUAUCAGGACGACAUUGAAUCACUCAACCGGAUUUCAAACAACAAGACCAACGCGGACAUGGUGAAUCGCAUUCAGCAGCAAAACAUCAACAGCUCGGAGAUACUCAAAGAGAAUCGCGAGCUAAAGAUCUUCAUUGAGGACUACGAGCGCGCCAUGGAGCUGAUGAUGCAAAAGUAUCGCGAGCACACCGUCUCCAAGGUCCUGGACAGCAAGUUUAGCUUUAAGGAGCUGUACAACGAACGCAUGUGGCAGGUGAUCCGGGAGCAGCGCGAGAAGAUCAACGAAAUGGCAGCUGUGAUGCAGCUAGCAGCCAGUGUGGACGACGGUGUCGUGCAGCGAGAGCUGCAGACCAUAUCCCAGCUGCGUCUUGAGAACGAAACGCUCCGUGAGCUGCUGCAAAUCUCCAAGCAGUACGGCUCUUCGCAGCGACCGAUUCGUGAGAGCGACCACCUGCUGGAGGAGAAGGCUGUGCAGACGGACAGUACGGCGGACGACUCCGCCGACGAUCUGUCCAUAUCGGGUGCCUCGGUGGAAAACAUGAACAACAACUCGGUUAUCCAGAUGUACAGCAGUCCGGAGCAGCCGGCUAAGGUCGCCGCCGCCACGAACUCAUUCACCACUGCCCCAGUGCAUAGUCAAAGUGAGACACAAGCACCAAAUGUGACAUUGGAGACGGCGCUGCCGGGGGAAGAGCCGUUGGCGAAUGAUAACAAUAACGGACCUGCAGUCAACACAACCAGUGCGCCGCUGCUAGCGACGACGUCAAACGAAUCUGUCGAGGAUCAGGCGACAGUAGCGCCCGCAACAUGAUAGGUGCUGAUGCGCAACGUUGUUGAUUCGUUUGGUCUUCAUUUGAAUCGUAUUUACUCACCCACUCACAAAACAGGCCGCGCACCAAGAGGGCCCACAUAACCUGCAUUAGCUCUUAGCGAUUGAUAAUCUCUAAGUAAUUUAUACAUAAUACGCAUUUCAACAUAUUGUCCAUACGCAUUGAGAACAAUGAAGUUUAUUAUUUAAAACGAGGUAAACACACUCACACACACACAAAUGUAAUGUACAAUGUACCCUGUCGAUUUUAUGGUUUGCUAAAUAAAUUCCAAAACAAAUCGGGGAAUAACCAAAGGAAUGAGCAUAUUUAAUUUAAUAUACAAAUGUAUUUCAGUAGUGUAUUUAAAUAAGAUGUAACGUUGCUUUAGAUUGCUACUCCGUAAGCUACAUAAUUCUUAAGAUAUUUCCAUUUCUCAAAUGAUGUUACGAGUAGAAUCCCAUCUAUUAUGCGCCCCUCCCAUGAAUUGAAUAUUUUUGUUAGAAGGCUUUUUAAAUUUGGCCAUUCUAAUCCCAGCCAAACAGACAAGCGGUUAAAUAAUUCAUUGGAUAUGACUCAUUGCUUAUCGAGUAAGGCUGAUCAGAACUUGAUAUACACGCAUACUUGUGUGGAGUUUAAAUAUGAAUAAAGUAUAGCCACUAAAAUCAACAUUUGCCACAAUGGUUAUCAAUGGUUAUCGAACAGAAGAUUCAUGAUAUAGUCAUGUUAAUUUUCAAAAAAUCAACUUAUUACACAAUGAACCAAGUUGAACAGAAUCUGCCAUGAGAAUGCAAACCAGCAGUAAUAGCAAUAACUUUAGAAGCUUAAGAUUCCAAAGGCAAAAUAUUAGGUUCACAAAAUUAUGAAUAAUCUGAUAAUUGUAUUGUUUAAGUUUAAUGUGGUUAAUAUUCAAUAUGAGUUGAAUUAGGAAAACCAAUGUUUUGAAUAGAUAUUAUUGAAUACUCCUUAGUCACCAAGUGUUUUUUUUUUAAUUCUUUCAAAUACAUUUUUGUAAUUUCGAUAAAUAUGGAACCUUAAGUGUAAAAGUAAUAUUAUAUUGAUAGCCGUAAAGAUUUAUGGCUGAAACUUUCAAUUGGCUUGGACUUGAAUAUUUUUGAAUAAUUUUCGAAUCGCUCUCAUCGAUUCUCUGCGCGAAAAUAUCAGUUCUCUUGAGGAAAACACUUUUCUCGCACGACUGGUGGUAGUUGAAGCUUUCAGAAAUAAUUUAAAUUUAGUUUCUCGUCGAUUUUCAACGCGUUCGCAACCGAAAAAAGUGCCAAGGAACAGCGCCCGGUUCGCAUGGCAGCCAUCUAUAUAAGUAUUUCGAGUGCUCGGGCAAUCGACGGUUAUAUUAAAGCUAUAUAAAUAUAUAGGCACAUACACGCUGGCCUUUGUACAUGAAUGUGAAUCGGGUGAAAAAUUGAAAACUGCCUGGAUCGCCUGGUUAAUAUAAAGAUAUAUCCCUCUAAUAAUAAGCUAUUGAUCCAAAUCUAACCAUAUUUCCGGAGUCUUGCAUUUGAAAAUCGCCUGGGAAGAUUUAUGGGAAGUGCGCUGCCAUUUAGCAAGAAGAAAACUAUGCUAUUUUUAAAACACAGCCAAUUUCUGUGGCCGUAAAUGUUUUGUAUAAAGUGAAUAUUCCAAAAUUAAAUCAACCAACCAGCAACCAAGUGUUUGUGUGUGUGAAAGAAAAGGCUUCUGGGACUCGAUCCCUGUGAGAAUCUAUGUACAUCCCCAUGCUCCAAACUGCUGUAUAAUCCGUGCCGAAACGCACUGAAUCCCGGCGGUUACGCAACCAUCGACAUCCACAUCCAAGAGGCUGGCCCCAUUCCCCGUCGUCCAGCCGCAAAUUAUUCUAAAUGCGGAAGUAUUUCGU
Molecule: messenger RNA, 3068 nt
Organism: Drosophila simulans
Lineage: Eukaryota; Metazoa; Arthropoda; Insecta; Diptera; Drosophilidae
Gene: Fgop2
Product: FGFR1 oncogene partner 2 homolog
Exons: 2
Coding region: 253-1200 (315 amino acids)
Source: RefSeq, a predicted model, not a curated record